This is a messenger RNA of Nezara viridula (southern green stink bug), 4610 nucleotides long. Lineage: Eukaryota; Metazoa; Arthropoda; Insecta; Hemiptera; Pentatomidae. The record is from the annotation of a GenBank genome assembly.
UUACUUAUUUCAUAUUUACUUGUUGUAUUUAUACAAUACAAUAAUACAGUUGUAAAUUUCAAUAAUAAAAAAAAAUUGUUAGAAUUUAAAAAUAUGUUUCUAUUAAUGUUUAGAAUAACUCUGUUAUAUUUGACAAAUAAAAAUUAAUAUUCCAGAGAAUUAAUAAUUAAGAGGUUAUUGUCUAACAGGGAUAAUUUCUUUCAGAGGAAAAACAUUUCAUUAAAAAAAGAAAAUUCAGCCUAUCACAGAAAAUUUAGAAGGUAAUAAAAAAUGUGAUGUACAUAUCAAUAAAAAUUAUUGUUUUGAGCCCCUACGCUAUCAGACGCGGGCUAACGAUAGAUAAAUAUUGUUAAGGUUAGAACUAUCGAUAGCAUACUACAUUUUAACCGAAAAUUGCCAUAUUUUUCACACAUAUUUUCGAAUUCCAUAUCAAAGUUUGAGUAUUACAAUAUGUAACACAGAUAAACAUUGUUCCAUAGUCUAAGAAAAUGUCUAUCCAAUGUGGAGAUAUGAAGUGUAAAAUAUCGACGUUUAAAACCUCGAUUCUAAACCUGUUAUUUUCGGGUUAAUUUAAAUUCUUUCCUCACACUUAUAUUCAUUUAUUUAUUAUUAUUAUUUCUUUUAAGAUUGCUUUGAACUAGUAAGUAUGCAAUUUAUACUCGGCAUGAACAGUUAUUGUCGUCUUUGUCUUAGAGAAAAAGGUUCCUUAAAGUUGUUUGAAUCUGAUCUUUCUAAAUCUGUUGCUAUUAAACUCUUCAAGUGUUUUAAUUUUAAUAUUCAAAAAAAUGAAUCUCUAUCCAAGAAGAUAUGUUCUCAAUGUAAGAUACAAUUGGACAGUGCAUAUGAAUUCAAGGAAAAAUUGAUCGAAACAGAAAAUCUUUUGAAAAAUGCAAUUAAACAAACUGUCAACUCUAUGAAAGAAUUAUUCAUUAAUAGAAAUGAUGCAUCGCAAGAAGAUGAUAAAAUAACAGAUCCUGACAGUGAAACUUGUGAUUCAAUUAAUAAGUGUAGAGAAAUCAGUAAUUCAACUGUAGAGAAAAGUGAUAAUGUAUGUUCAGUGUGUUUUAAAAGUUUCAAAACUUUAUACCAGCUAAAAAGACAUAAAGUUGUGCAUACUAAAAGUAACAAUUAUACCUGUAAUGAAUGUGGAAAAUUGUUUUACCAAAAAUGUACCUUAGAAGUCCACCAGAGAGUACAUAGUGGUGAGAAACCAUUUUUAUGUAAUACGUGUGGAAAAUCUUUCAGGCAAUCUUCAGCACUCAAAAGACAUAUUUCAUGCCAUUUUGAUGAACGGCCGUAUAAAUGUAAAUUAUGUAAUAAAUCAUUCAAACUAAAAGAAGUACUUGCUUCACAUUUAAGAACACACGAAGAAAAUAAUUUUAUUUGUUCCACUUGUGGUAAAUGUUAUGCUAACCCAUCUUCUUUAUAUAAACAUUUAAAAAUACAUUCUGAAGGUAAAAGGCAUACUUGUACUCAUUGUCAAAAGCAAUUCACCAGAUCCGAUUUGCUUAAUGAGCACAUUAAAACUCAUACUGGUGAAAGACCAUUUGUAUGUGAUGUUGUUUGUGGUUCUCGCUUUAGUAGUAAGUCAACACUCAGGGCCCAUGUUAUGAUACACAAAAAUGAGAAACCAUUUCAGUGUCAUUAUUGUAGUAAAUUAUUUAGGCAAAUUGGCUCCUUAAAUCGACAUAUUAAGUGUCAUACUGGAUAAAUUCAUAUUUUAUAUUGGAUAUUUGAACUUCAAUCAAACAUUUUCCCUUGAAUUAAAAGAACAUUUAUGUUAAAUUUUUUUUUACUUUAAAUGCUAUGUGAGUUUGAUUUUUUGUUAAAUGUUUAUAAAUUAAUGUUUUCUUCAUACUUCCCUUUAUGUUCUGUAAAAUACUCCUUAAUUAACUAACCAAAAAAAUGGUUGGUAAUUAAUAGAAAAACGUUUCUAUGAAAUUAAGACCAUCUGUGGCUACUGAGGGUUGGCUAAUAUUAAACCAAUCAGUAAUCGUAUUUGAAUGACUGAAUGGUUAUUUGUAAAUAUAAAUUAAAGUAAAAAUAAAAUAUUUUUUAUAUCAAUUCUCCAUGUUUUUUUCUUUUAAUUUCUGUAAUCCCAUGUUGUUUAUUUAUAUAUUUUUAAUUUAUGUAAUCGAUACAAAAUUUCUUUAAUAACUUUAAUUCUAACGCUAAACUGAUAUUUUUUUAAUUACGGCUGCCGCAGGGCAGGGCAACUCAGGCAUACUCCUGGAGGCAUCACCUUGAAAGGGUGCCUGUCACUAGUUAGGCUGACCGGCCACCGAAAGCGCAGCUGAUUCAGCUUCCAAUACCGAAUCAAAGGUUUUAAUGACAGGCCCGAUGUGUAGUUGAGUGGCAUAGGAAGUUUCAGCUUUGGCUCAACCAAAGUUCGGUUUUGAAGCUACCUCAGCUUCCCCCACCACAGCCUCAUAACCAUGUGACUUUGUUCCUCAGUGUAAUCCCUUUUUCUCACUUGUUUUCACAGCACAACCUCUCAAAUUAUUUCAUUUUGGUUCAGUGUAAAAUAUUCAAUGGAUGUGGAGGAAUUCUUAAUCGGAUAUGUAAGGGAAAAUAUUUGAUUUUAAACACAAAUAUUUGAUUUUUUUUUUCAACUCUGACAUGAACUUUGCUUUUUUUCUUAAAUGUUAUAUAUGCAUUGUCUAAUUUAUAUAUUUUAAAACUAAAAUGGAAAUAUAUAGUUUGCACACUGUACUUAACUUAAACUGAUUUAGUUAUAUAUUCCUAUUUUUCUAUUUUUAAAGAAGAAAGAAGAAUUCACAACGAAAAGGCAGGGAAGAGCAUAGGAAGGAUGUAUGAUCAAUUUCGAGAGGCUUGCAUCACUGUAUUAUUAAGUUUUUUUUAAUAUCAGCUAGGUCUUAUCUAUAUUUAUGUCAUUUUACAGGACUUAAAUGCUCAAUUUUCAUAUAUGCUUUUCUCUAAAGUACCUUUAAUUUUUUUUUUUUUUUAAACUUAACUGUCUCUCGUUGUUAUGAAUUAUUAGAAAUGGUUAAACAUAACUUUUGGAAGAAUUUGAUAAUUGAAUAAAGGAGAAAAAAAAAAAAGAUAAACGCUUAUCCAUCUCGAAAAUGAAUCUCUGGAAAUAAUAUUCAGAUGGUAUAAAUAUAAUAUAUCGUUGAAAAGCAAAGAAUUUCAGAAAAAAGUAAUAUCUAAUUAAUAAAGUUGUUAAGGGAACACUGCCAUGUUCCCACUUUAUUAAAUUUGAAAAGCAGCACUGCUGCCAUCUCUUGGCAGGCUUUAGAAGCAACAAUGACUGAAUGGACAUGCAGAGGACCUGCUAAAUUCAUGUCCAUUAAGACUGGAGCAUAGCUGGCCGGCAAGAAAAUUACAUCUUACAGCCUUCAUAGGCGAGAUGGAGUAGGAACUCAAGAGGCUUAGCAAGGAGAGGGGAGGAAGAGGAACGCAGAAUAGAAGAAUGCAGCAAGUACAUUAAUUCAUUUUCAGCAACCACCCACCUAAUUCAUAGUUAAAAUAGUUGCAAUAGUCAUGCUAAAUUUAUUAACCCACUAAUUAAUUGUAAUAGACCUGGCUUAAUAAGUCAAAUUAUAAAAUAAAUAUAGCAACAAAUACAGCAAUCUUUUCCACCCAAUAGCUUAAUUAUAUAUUAAGCAGAUAUCUCAUAUACAGUCCACAGCAGUAAAAUAAAUGUACCGGCUACAAAAGCAGAAUUAUUAUGUUAAUAUCCCUGACAGCCGUGGAAGAGAAUGGCAUAAUAAAUCAGACAAAAGUAGAAGGUAACGGAGAGUUACGAAUAAAAUAUAAAUGAUAGUUUUUGAAAACAUAAAUCACAUGUUUCCAAGGAAAUGAAAUGAUAUUUUCUUACUAAAUGUAAACUUCUAAAAAUAUUUUUAAGUUUGAAAAAAAGUAUUUAAAACCCACGUAUUCAAGACAAUGACAUUGUUUAAAAUACUAUUUCAUUGUACGUGGGUGAAUUAAGAAGGGAAGUACAUAAAUAUUUCAUGGAUGUAUAAAGCAUAUGUUUAUAACCUUAAAUACAUUUAUUGUAGUUUAGUAAUUCUAGAUCUGAUAUUAUAUUUAAAUAAUUAGGCAUCAACGUCCCUUUAUUCCGAAAAUCGUCUUGUUAUCUUUUAGAAUAUUAAAUUAGUAAUUAAUGUGAUAAGCUUUCCCUUUGAGAUGUUAUUAUUAUCCACUUAAAAUUAGUGUGACAACUUUUGACCUAUUUAUUGCAGUCAAUAAAAAUCUCUUAAUUUCAUUUUAGUAAACUUUACACUGGAAAAUAACUAAUAGUCGUACUGUCCAUAAUCAUUUAUAGGUUGAAUAUACAGAUAUACUUUCAAAUAUCUACAGACAUAUAUAUUCUCAGGCUCAGAGACUGGAGCUGUGUGGUUUAUAAAACAGAUGGAGUAAUGAGGUUUUUAUUGCCUACCGUUAAUAUAAAUAAUACGGUUUUUGUUAUUUUAAUAGUGUUAAUGUUACUGUGUUAGCUGUAAUCUUUAAGCUUUAAUAGUUCCGUUAAAAGUGCACUUCAAAAAUUGUAUAGUUGCUCAACAUUGCCAGAAAAUAAUUUCUAUUCAAAGUAGAGAGAUAAGUGAAAGUGUGUGUUGCACACACCAGGUUUUUUUUAAUCUUCU